Messenger RNA from Diospyros lotus (date-plum), 1866 nucleotides. RefSeq names its product elongation factor 1-alpha-like. Gene Ontology annotation, molecular function: translation elongation factor activity; GTP binding; GTPase activity. The record is from RefSeq and is a predicted model, not a curated record. Gene Ontology annotation, biological process: translational elongation; translation. Bases 169 to 1512 code for a protein of 447 amino acids. Lineage: Eukaryota; Viridiplantae; Streptophyta; Magnoliopsida; Ericales; Ebenaceae. The transcript is spliced from 3 exons.
UAUGGCCUCAGGGCUAGGGCUCCAAAACACUACUUAAGCGACCAAGGAGCAUAUAUUUUGCGCUUCUCUGCUUGAAUAUCGCUUCAUCCGCCGUUUCCUCUGGAAGAAAGCUUCAAGCGCAUCGAUCUCAAGUCUAUCUACCACUCUGCUGCUUAAAGCUGUUCCAUAAUGGGUAAGGAGAAGGUUCACAUUAACAUUGUGGUCAUUGGCCACGUUGACUCUGGGAAGUCAACUACCACCGGUCAUUUGAUCUACAAGCUUGGAGGUAUUGACAAGCGUGUAAUUGAGAGGUUUGAGAAGGAGGCUGCUGAGAUGAACAAGCGUUCGUUCAAGUAUGCCUGGGUGUUGGACAAGCUCAAGGCUGAACGCGAGCGUGGUAUUACCAUUGAUAUUGCCCUCUGGAAGUUUGAGACUACCAAAUACUACUGCACUGUUAUUGAUGCCCCCGGACAUCGUGACUUUAUCAAGAAUAUGAUCACUGGUACCUCGCAGGCUGAUUGUGCUGUCCUUAUCAUUGACUCAACCACUGGUGGUUUUGAAGCUGGUAUUUCCAAGGAUGGUCAGACACGUGAGCAUGCAUUGCUUGCCUUCACCCUUGGCGUCAAGCAAAUGAUCUGCUGCUGCAACAAGAUGGAUGCAACAACCCCAAAGUAUUCCAAAGCUAGGUAUGAUGAAAUUGUAAAGGAAGUAUCGUCCUAUCUCAAGAAGGUGGGUUAUAACCCUGACAAGAUCCCAUUUGUCCCGAUCUCUGGGUUCGAGGGUGACAACAUGAUCGAAAGGUCAACCAACCUUGACUGGUACAAGGGUCCAACCCUGCUUGAUGCCCUUGACAUGAUUCUGGAACCCAAGAGGCCUUCAGACAAGCCUCUUCGUCUCCCACUUCAGGACGUCUACAAGAUUGGUGGAAUUGGUACUGUCCCGGUGGGUCGUGUUGAGACUGGUGUUCUCAAACCUGGCAUGGUCGUCACCUUUGGCCCAACUGGUCUGACCACUGAAGUAAAGUCUGUUGAAAUGCACCAUGAGGCUCUGCAGGAGGCCCUGCCCGGAGACAAUGUUGGAUUCAAUGUGAAAAAUGUUGCCGUCAAGGAUCUCAAGCGAGGGUUUGUUGCCUCAAACUCAAAGGAUGACCCUGCAAAGGAAGCUGCCAACUUCACUUCCCAGGUUAUUAUCAUGAACCACCCUGGUCAAAUUGGAAAUGGUUAUGCCCCAGUUCUCGACUGCCACACCUCCCACAUUGCAGUCAAGUUUGCUGAGAUCUUGACCAAGAUUGACAGGAGGUCUGGCAAGGAGCUUGAGAAGGAGCCCAAGUUCUUGAAGAAUGGAGAUGCUGGGCUUGUGAAGAUGAUUCCUACCAAGCCCAUGGUGGUGGAGACUUUCUCUGAAUACCCGCCACUGGGUAGAUUUGCUGUUCGGGACAUGAGGCAGACUGUGGCUGUCGGUGUCAUCAAGAGCGUGGAGAAGAAGGACCCAACUGGUGCCAAGGUCACCAAGGCUGCUCAGAAGAAGAAAUGAAAGGGUCAUAUUGGUAUUUUGGUACUCAGAGAACUUGAAGUUUAUUUUACGUCUCAGGUCUGGUUAAGUUUUGUCCGGUCGGUCUGUCGGGCCCUGUUGCUGUCCACUAGCCCCUGUUGUGGGGAUGGUGGUUGGCGGCGGCAAGCAAUUCAGGUUCUAGAACUGGGUGCUUGAUGGUCAAGCAACAAAAGGCCUUUUUUCCCCCCCCUUUAAAAUCUAUGUUUUGCAAGUACUUCGUUUUUCCUUUUUUUAGUUUUGAGAGGAGGAAUUGGAUAGAAGGGGAACCUCAUUUGUUGUGCUACUUGCGGUCUCUUUAUCCCGUUUUCAAGUAUUUGAGCUCUGUUUCAUUUAGAA